UUCCUCCCCGGAGACUUUUCGUUUAUCUAGCUGCCCUAGAGACCGGAGAGCUAGGGAGAGUACGCCCCUUCCCCCUCCCGGCCCGGCAGCCAAGCCUGGCUUAAAACCUUCGCCACCGGGCGGCGGGAUUACAAAGGAGGCCGUCUGCCUCCUUUGUCCUGGAUUUGGGAGUUGAGCGCCUUCGUCGCCAUUGGCCUUCUUCCCCCAGCUCCAGCCUUUCUCAUCUUGGGAAUCUGCGUCAGAAGUCACUCGCAGCCCCGCCAGCCCAGGCAACAACAGGAAGUAAAGCAGGCCAUCAGCAGUUCUGAGAGUUUGCAAAAACAGCUUGCAAGGAAAAUGAAGCUCCCGAUUUUCAUAGCAGAUGCAUUCACAGCAAGAGCAUUUCGUGGGAAUCCAGCUGCUGUUUGCCUCCUAGAAAAUAAAUUGGACGAAGACGUGCAUCAGCAAAUUGCAAGGGAAAUGAACCUCUCUGAAACUGCUUUUAUCAGAAAACUGCACCCAACAGAUAACUUUACGGAAAGUUCCUGCUUCGGACUAAGGUGGUUUACGCCCGCGAGUGAAGUCCCACUCUGUGGCCACGCCACCCUGGCUUCUGCAGCUGUGCUGUUUCACAAGAGAAAAAACGUGAACAGCACUCUAACGUUUGUCACUCUGAGUGGGGAACUAAAAGCCAGAAGAGCAGAGGAUGGUAUUGUCUUGGACUUGCCUCUUUAUCCAGCCCACCCGCAGGACUUCCAUGAAGUAGAGGACUUGAUAAAGACUGCCAUUGGUGACACACUGGUCCAGGACAUCCGCUAUUCUCCAGAUACCCGAAAGCUCCUCGUCCGGCUCAGUGAUACUUAUGACAGGUCAUUUCUGGAGAACCUGAAAGUGAACACGGGGAAUCUGCCGCAAGUUGAAAACACAGGGAAGGUGAAAGGACUCAUUCUCACCCUGAAAGGAGAGCCUGGUGGGCAGACCCAAGCAUUUGACUUUUACUCCAGAUAUUUUGCACCGUGGGUUGGUGUGGCUGAAGACCCUGUAACAGGGUCUGCACACACUGUUCUCAGCAGCUACUGGUCCCAGCAGCUGGGGAAGAGAGAAAUGCGUGCCUUUCAGUGUUCCACCCGGGGAGGAGAGCUGGAGAUUUCACUGCGUCCAGACGGCCGAGUCGACAUCAGGGGAGGUGCUGCUGUUGUUGUAGAGGGCACGCUGACAGCCUAGGGAUGCUCGUGCUGUGAUGCUGUCUCUAACCACCACGUGUUUUCUGCAUAAAUGGAAAUGUGAGGGGCUGCCUUCAGCAAACUUGCAUAGUAGUCCACUUAAUCCUCAUGGUAAAAAUACAAAAAUGUCCCAAGAUCUGCAGUUGGCAAAGAAAGAAAAGAAGGAAAGAAAAAAAGGAAGGAAGGAAGGAAGGAAGGAAGAAAAAUGAAGCCAUGGUAAUGGAGAUUUAAUAAUGCUAAUGAACUAAUGGAGUUUUGGCUCCACCCAUGAAUAUAUUUGAAAUUUAAGUAACCAGCAACAAACAAUAAUGUUGUCAUUUCAUUGAUUAUGACUAUCAAUUAGAGAAGGAGGAAUAUGUUUAUGAGGAGUGAGAUUAAACCAUUUAAACUUAGGUUUGAGUACCUGAUAGAAUAUUUUGCAGCCAUUAUAAAAGACCCAAUAACUAUGUGGAAAUAUAGAAAAAUAUUUCAUGAUAUAAUACUAAGAAAUAAAAGUACAGUGUGCCAUAAAACCUUAGCAAUGCCAUUCUGUGUCUAUGGAGCGUAUGAAUAGAUAGACACAGACAACUAUGGGCCACGAAGAUACCAAAGUGAGAGCAAUUCAUUUGUGAGGGCAAAGAUGGGAAGUCAUUUUAAUGUAUCUAAAAAAUUAUUGCCUUUGUUGCUGCACUCAUGUACAAUAACUAAAAAUCAGGACAAAACCCAGAAAAUUAAAACAAAGCAGUGUUUAUUAAGCUAAUUCCGUGGCAAUAAAAUUAAACACUCAAACUAAUGUAAUCUCUUAAUCUUCUUCUUGAUAUGUGACUGUAGAGUGAUAACCUAAAAGGAAUUCUUCUCUUACCUUAAUAAAAUGAGUUUUAACAUAACUUUAAAUUCAGUUAAAUCUGUAAUAUUGAGUACCUAUAGUUGACUUUGGCAUGGGGACUUUGUCAAGUCUUUGAGAGUGUUUGUGUAAGGUGGUGUCAUUGAUGGCAAUUCUCAGCCACCUCAAAAACUGCAAGCUGAUAAGUUAGAAAUUCCUGUAGUGUCUCAAAUUUUUCAACUUAAUUGCUACCACGUUUCCUAUUUUUAUUUCUUUUCAUUAAAUCACGUAAGAGUGAAUUUAUGAUAGCAGCGAUCUUGUGUUUCCCCUGAUUUGCAAUAAAGUCAAUAAUUCACCAGC
Lemur catta (Ring-tailed lemur) is the source of this 2364-nucleotide messenger RNA. It is a transcript of the gene PBLD, whose product is annotated as phenazine biosynthesis like protein domain containing. The transcript has 10 exons. The record is from RefSeq and is a predicted model, not a curated record. Gene Ontology annotation, biological process: biosynthetic process. Bases 337 to 1203 code for a protein of 288 amino acids. Gene Ontology annotation, molecular function: isomerase activity. Gene Ontology annotation, cellular component: cytoplasm. NCBI's taxonomy places the organism in Eukaryota, Metazoa, Chordata, Mammalia, Primates, Lemuridae.